AUGACACUAAAUUUAUCCAAAGUCAAGGAGUUCUACUUUAAUAAGCUCUUUUCACCCAAAGAUAAAUCAACCGCUACGGCUUCCUCACCAAAAGUUCUCCUUGUGGAUAAAUACACCACCCCCAUAAUCUCCAUAUGUUUUACUCAGUCCCAGUUGUUAUCCAAUGAUGUGAUCCUUGUUGAAUUGAUUGAGGAUCAAGAGCAAUUGUCUACAAUGAGACAUUUGAAUUGUAUUGUCUACAUUCAUCCAUGCGCCCAAUCCAUCAACCAUUUGGUGCGGGAAUUGCAUUCGCCCCAUUUUCAAAACUAUCAGUUGUUUUUAAAUAAUACCGUUUCAAAGAAUCAGUUGGAGCUGAUUGCCGAAGCUGAUGAGUUUGAAGUCAUUGAGAAAGUGGUAGAGAUCUUCCAGGAUUAUUUGAUCGUCAAUGAGAAUUUGUUCAGUAUUGAUUUGUCUGACCUGGUGAAACAAGUCAACCCGGCAAUUGAAGAAAGCAAUAAACUCGUUAGUUUGUUGCUUUCAUUGAAAAAGACUCCUGUGAUUAAAUAUGAAUCAAAUUCUCUCGAUUUGAAACGAUUAUCUUCGGAAAUCUUGUAUAAUAUAAACACAAACUCCAAUAACAACUUGUUUGAUGACUUGAAUAAGAAUUCAGAUGUGGCUCCGAUCUUGUUAUUGCUCGAUAGAAAGAAUGAUCCUAUAACUCCCUUGAUUGCCCCUUGGACUUACCAAUCUAUGAUUCAUGAGUUUAUCCAUAUCAAUAAGAAUAUUGUUGAUGUAUCGGGUGAAACAGUUAUACUUGAUUCUCAAUUUGACAAGUUCUUCAAAGAGGCUAUGUACUUGAACUACGGAGACCUCACUGAAAAGUUCCAAAAAUAUGUCGAAGAAUAUAAAACACAAACUAAAUCUACCAGUUUGGAUAAUUUACAAAACACCAAUCUCUCUGAUUUAAAGAAAAUGUUGACUAAAUUCCCUGAAUUCAAGAAACUCUCCUCGAAUAUCUUGAAGCAUUUGAAUUUAUUAUCUGAAAUUGAUAAACAAAUCCUGGCUCAGAAUCUCUGGGAAAUUGGAGAAUUACAACAAGUUAUAAUUUGUGGAUUAGAAAAUCAUCAAGCUGUCAAAACAAGAUUAUUGGAAGUACUUGAUAACCCACAUAGCACAACUACAAUCAAUAAGAUCAAAUUAGUCCUCCUUUAUUCAAUCAGAUUUCAUAAUCCUCUGGAAUUAUCAGACUUUAUAACGAAACUAAAUGAUCCUAGUUUGACCAACCCAACACCUACAUAUUCCCAAAAUGAAUUAUUAAAAAGAUUCAAGACUUUGUUUAAUUCCAAUAUAACGUCAGCAGCAACUAGUUCCUCAGAUAACCAACUAACCAACAUUUUCAAUAAGAAAAUCAAUUUUAAAACCUUAUUCAAUAGAGAUAAUUCGGCUCAGCAUAAUGAUAAUGUUUACUUGCAAUACACUCCCAGAUUGAAUGAACUUCUUUCCGGAUUAAUUAAUCCAGUUCUGGACUCUAUUCCUGCUUCAAUACAGGGAUUAUCCACAUUGGUUCCCGAUAAGGUGAAACAACAGUAUGGAAAUUCCGUAGCGACUUCAUCUGCCCAAGUACAAGAUAUAAUUAUCUACAUUAAAGGUGGUGUCACUUAUGAAGAAUCAAGGUUAAUAUAUGAAUUAUGUGAAAGUAGCACCACUAGCUCAAAGAUAAAUUUGAUUAUCGGUGGUGAUAAAGUAUUAAAUAGUGAUAUAUGGUUGAACAACCUUUAUGAUAUGGUUAAUGAAGAACUGCCAGCAGUUGCUAGUGAAAGAAUAGAUAGACAAUCACAAUUAAGGGAAAUAUUAUAG
This is a messenger RNA of Spathaspora passalidarum NRRL Y-27907, 1836 nucleotides long. RefSeq lists its product as uncharacterized. The record is from RefSeq and is a predicted model, not a curated record. The coding region runs from base 1 to 1836 and encodes 611 amino acids. The transcript has a single exon. Gene Ontology annotation, cellular component: Golgi membrane. Gene Ontology annotation, biological process: intracellular protein transport; vesicle-mediated transport. Lineage: Eukaryota; Fungi; Ascomycota; Pichiomycetes; Serinales; Debaryomycetaceae.